Molecule: messenger RNA, 807 nt
Organism: Penicillium roqueforti
Lineage: Eukaryota; Fungi; Ascomycota; Eurotiomycetes; Eurotiales; Aspergillaceae
Exons: 2
Coding region: 1-807 (268 amino acids)
Source: RefSeq, a predicted model, not a curated record
AUGACAUCAACAAUUCCCGAACUUCCUAUUUUCAAUCUCGGCCCGUCCACACUACUGGAUAUUGCAACGGACUUGGUCAACCGGGUUCAACAAGCUGCGAAUGACCUGGUCAACCAUGUUUUGCCGCAAAACGUGACAUUUGAGAAUACUCUUCACCCACUGACAAAUAUUGACAACGAGAUCAAAGGGAAAGCUCAAUACCUCGCCCUUUUCCAGGCAGUUUCCCCUUCGUCAGAAAUGCGGACGACAUCCUCAACAGCUGUGGGCAUGACUCAACUUACCUCUCCAGCAAGGGCAACACCUAGCCAAACUGCCAGUCCAACUUCUAGUAGAGCUACUAGAGCUUCGCCCCUUACAACUGAAGAUGAUCUCAACCUACUACGCAUUGCCGUUGACUAUAAAGAUCGGUUUACUACCAUGAAGGGUAAUGCCGUUCUUUAUGAGGCGAAUGCAGAAGUAUGGAGAGCCCAUGCCGGGCAGAAUAUCAGUCACCAAACGGUUCAUAAGCACAUCACUGACAGGCUAAAAGAGCAUUCCGCCAUACUUGCUAUACCGGAACCUGACCGCGCUAAACUGAACGCUACCGAAGCUGCUAUGUUUGACUACGGCAAUGAGAUUUACGAAAUGCUACAAGAGAAUGCAGUGGCAGAGCAGCGACGAAGAGAUCGCAGGGCUCGUGCGGAUACUAAGGCUCAGGCAAGUACCGACUCUGUGCGGGAUGACACAGCCGAUGAAUUAGAGCAACCAGCAAGGGAAAAAAGGCCCAGAAAUCCGGUGGACUCUGAGAGGAAGAAAUGCAGCAAUUAA